UCUGAUGUAGUGCUGUGUAGACUGAGCCUCCCGAGUGACUGCUUCGAGUGGAAUCCUCAACAUUUGCCUCAGAGUAUUAUGAAUUUUCUGAACUCAGAGAUAAAGAGAAAGUUCUUGGAUUUACUCUCUUUAUAUUGCAUGAUGUCGUAUUUGGAAGUGAUUUGUUCCAGCCUCGUAGAACAGUCCUGAAGUAUUGGCUGAGCAUCACGGCGACUGAGUGCUCAGGGUGCAAGGAUCAGAGACAGCAGAAGUGGACCUAGGAGGUUCAUAGGAACUGGACCUAGGAAGUCCAUGACUUUUUGAUUUUGUUUCUACCAGUCUGAUAUUAUACAUGGCUACUGACAGCAAUGCUCUUCAGUUCCAGCAGGUUCCCUUGCGUCAGAAGCCGAGGAAGAAAACUCAAGGUUUUUUUACCAUGAGUCGGAGGAGGAUAUCCUGUAAAGAUCUGGGACACGCUGACUGCCAAGGGUGGCUGUAUAAGAAAAAGGAAAAGGGGACUUUCCUAAGCAACAAAUGGAAAAAGUUCUGGGUGGUGCUGAAGGGGUCCUCGCUGUACUGGUACAGCAAUCAAAUGGCAGAGAAAGCUGAUGGAUUUGUGAACCUGCCUGAUUUCACCGUGGAAAGAGCAUCUGAAUGCAAGAAAAAGCAUGCAUUUAAGAUCAACCAUCCACAGAUCAAGACCUUCUAUUUUGCAGCUGAGAAUUUGCAGGAAAUGAACGUGUGGUUAAAUAAACUUGGAAUAGCUGUGAUCCAUCUUGAAUCCACUACAAAGGAUGAAGAAUGCUACAGUGAAAGUGAGCAGGAGGAUCCUGAUAUAGCCACGGAGACUCCGCCCCCUCCUUACUCUGCCACUUCCUCUCCUUUGGCUGCCCAGCGGGCAUCUUCGUCCUCACCCAAAUUGAGUGAAACAUCGUGUUCUUUCUCUUCCCUGGAAAAUACAAUAAAGACGGCCAGCAGCGGUUCUUCCUCGGGAUCUAAAGAAAGACAGUCCUGGCUGGACAUCGUGAACAGCUCACCUGCUGCUGGAGAUGUGGGGCACGCACUCGCCUUUGCCGUGCAGGUCCAUGCCCCUGCACCCUCAGAGGCUCCCAGUUGCAAGGCCCUGGACACCAGCUUCGUCACAUCCGAAAGUGGGUUUUUGAACUCUUUGUCUAGUGAUGACACUUCUUCAUUGAGUAGCAAUCAAGAUCAUCUCACUGUCCCAGACAAGGCUCCUGGAUCAAGGGUGAUGGAGAAAGAAGAAACAAAAGCACCUGAAGAUGAUGAAAUGGAGAAACUUUACAAAUCAUUAGAGCAAGCGAGUCUGUCUCCUCUUGGGGACCGCCGGCCUUCGACCAAAAAGGAGUUGAGAAAGUCAUUUGUGAAACGCUGCAAGAACCCAUCCAUCAAUGAGAAACUUCACAAAAUUCGAACCUUGAAUAGCACAUUGAAGUGCAAAGAACAUGAUCUGGCCAUGAUCAACCAGUUGCUGGAUGAUCCGAAACUAACAGCCAGGAAGUACAGAGAGUGGAAGGUCAUGAACACCCUCCUGAUCCAGGACAUCUAUCAGCAGCAUCAGGCCCCAAGUGAAUCUGAAGGCGCACCACAGGAGCUCACGAAGCCCCCUUCGCCGUCCUGUCUGGAAAAUUCUAUCUGAGAAAAAGCCAGAGUUCUCUCUUCUUGUAUUUUACUGAAAGCAACUUUGCAAGAUGUUGCAGGAGUUCUGUUUCUCCUUGAUGGGAAAACUGAAGUUCCCCUCCUCAGCUCAGCUGAAGACAGUCACCAGGUGCAGCAGGACUCCUGGUUCCCCAUCGAGUUUCCCCGUCAUGGAGCCUGGAGUGAUUUGGUUCAGCUGAGCAGACAUGAUUUUGUGUUCCUACUGGGAGCUUGUGGAGAUGGUAGGCUGUAGGUGGGAUGUGAGGAACCUAUCUUCUAUCCCCUGCUUUCAAGAGAAUCACAAUGUACCGUGCACAAAAGAUCCAAUUUUACUAGGGAUAAUGAGUCAUAGAAGUAUCAUUUCUUCCCCCAAGAAGCAUGAACAUUCUCUACUUCACGGGCCACAGAGUACUCCAAAGCAUUCUUUGAAUGGAGGUGUGCUUUGUAUAGCAACAGCUGGAACAGUCACAGUGGGAUUGUGGAACAAAAAAUCCUUUGCCAUUGCUAUAGAAAGGUGGUCCUUUUUCCACUUGUUGAGAAAUACUUUACAGAGUGGAGUGUAGGAGGGCCCGCAGAGGGGAUGUGUGCUGUGUUACACUCACUCAGGACUGGGUGGUAUUUUCACAUUUACCUGGAUUGGGGGAUAUGGUUAAUGUAUCUUUUGUCACAGCAGUUAGAAAAAAACUACUCUUCACAGUUGGAGACCACUGCUCCUCCUUGGCCUCCCUACAGGACUGUAGGGAGGCCUAACAGGCCCAACAAGGAACAUUCUGCUGCUUUUGUCUUUGGCUUGGUCCCCAUAAACAGUAUGGAUUUAUAUCCAGUUUUCCUGGGAUCAAUAUUGGAAAGAGGAUUCUGGCAUCGGAAUUGUUUUAGUAUCUGUACUGGAAGUGGGGGACUCAAAAACUAAAGAUUUUAACAUGAUUGUUUUAUUUUUGUAAGCUCAUGUGUCACGGUGUGCUUUGUGAAUAGCCAUCUAUGUUUUUUAUUUAAAUAUAUUUAUAGAAGUUCAAAUUAGUAGUGUUUUAAAAGAUCAUAUACUAUUCUAUGUUUUGUUCAGCCUAUAUAUUCUGGAAGUAUACAUACUUUUUGCUUGAGAAAACUAAGGAUACUAUUGAUUUAUCAGAGUUAGAUUGCACUAUAAUGUACCAGGAAUGCUCAGGAAAUCUUGUGAGAAAACUAUGGGGGCAUGUAUUAAUAAUUUUUCAUUUGCUAAGAUCUCUCUUUCUGUCUCUAAUUCUCUUCAUAGCUCUUAAAUUGUUGUAUUCAUUUUAAGUCUUUUCCAUAACUUUCAUCUUAAGUGAUCCCUUCUAUUAAAUAAACUUUUAAGUUUAUGUCCAUUAACCCUAGGCCAAAUGAAACACAACUAAUGUAUUAUUUUGACUAAAUAUCAAUAGAAAUGUCGGGUUUAUUAAAGAGCUCAACAGAGAAGCAAUAUGAUAUUGUUCACUAAUCACAAUGAAGAUUUCUCACCUUAAUAAUAACCACAACCCGCUGAGAACCAAUUUGGACCCUACCUGCUGCUAGAAAAUUGUUAGCGUAACACAUUUCAUUUUAUUGCAUCGAAGUGUGGCUUGACAUUUAAAUGCAGAUAACCACCUGAAUUGUGUCUGCAACCCUAAAUGGAAAUAGUUGUUGAGUAUUUCCCCAAACUUUCCUAAGAGGUCUUCAUACUCUAUAAACAACAGAAAAACAACCUUAACAUUAAGAAACAAAACACAAAACAGGAAGCAACCUGGAAACUUCUCUGAGAUGAGGGACCCUAUCGGUUGGUUUGGCUCAGCAAAGGUUCUCCUGCACCGAAUGCAGCAGAGCGCGUAGAGAUGUGCCUAAUGAGGGGUCGCCUGGUCUUGGAAUGGGGUGGUGUUCUGGUUUGAGAGUCUGGUGCUUUAACAUCUUUAUUCUGGCAAUGAUUCUUUCUGUGAAUAGCAGGUUUUAUAAGGUAGCAGGUUUUAGAAGCUUAGUGGUUUGGGAUUCACAAUGUAAACCAAGUGUGAAGGGAAAGCAGAAAUAAUGUAAUGGAGGAAAUCAUAGAAUGACACCAAGUGUUUUUCCACCUCUUUUUUGGUUUUGUUUUUCACAGUUCUUUUUCUUUCUAUUUUUUUUUUAUUGGUGCAUUAUAGUUAUACAUAAUAGUGGGAUUAAUGAAUACUGGUACAUGCACACAAUAAAACAAUAUAAUUUGGUCAAAUUUUGUUCCCUAGAACCUUUCCACUAUCUGUUCCUUUCUUCUUCUACUGCAAUGAUUUUCCACAUUUUUCUUCUUGUGAUUCAUAAAAAUAUUUAUUUUAUUUUUUUUUUUUUGGUACUGGGGAUUGAACCAAGGGGCACCUAACCGCUGAGCUACCUCCUCAGCCUGUUUUUGUGUUUUAUUUAGACACAAGGUCUCACUGAGUUGUUUAGGGCCUCAUUAAGUUGCUGAGGCUGGUUUUGAACUUAAAAUCCUCCUGCCUCAGCCUCCCAAGCUGCUGGAAUUAUAGGUAUGUGCCACCAUGCCCAGGUACAUAUUUAAAAUUUUUAGUGCUUUGUAGUUGUACAUAAUAGUGGGAUUAAUUUUGACAUAUUCAUAAAUGAAUACAGCAUAGUUUUCUCCAUUUCAAUCCCCAGUAUUAUCCCCUCCCCACUCCCUGAUCCCCUUCCUCUAUUGGCCUUCCUCUUAUUUAUUUAUUUAUUUAUUUUUAAAUUGGUGCAUAUGUGUGUAUAUAUGUGUGUAUAUGUGUAUAUGUAUAUACACACACAUAUGUGUACAUAUACAUGGGAAUGUGAUAUGUUCAUACAUACAUGUACAUAUUUGUUCCCCAGUUCUUACCCCUUCCUGCCCCCUCUCCCUCCCUUUUGGUCCCCCAUCUUUACUCUCCUGAUGUCCCUUAUAUUUUCAUGAGAUCCCCUUUCGUUAUUUCUUUAUUGUCUCUAGCUUCCACAUAUUAGAGAAAACAUUCCAUCCCAACUUUCUGAGUCUGGCUUAUCUCAUUUAGCAUGAUGUUCUCCUGUUCCAUCCAUUUUCCAGUAAAUAACAUAAUUUCAUUGUUCUUCGUGACUGAGUAGAAUUCCAUUGUGUAUAUAUACCACAUUUUCUUUAUCCUAAAAAAUUAAUUGCGGAUUUAUACCACAUUUUUUUUUUUUAUCCAUGAAUCUAUUGACAGUCAUGUGGGCUGGUUCUACAACUUGGCUAUUGUGAAUUGCACUGCUAUAAACAUGGUAUGCAUGUGUCAGUAUACUAUGAUGAUUUUAGUUCUUUUGGAUAAAUGCCAAGCAGUGGGAUAGCUGGUUAUAUGGUGGGUCUAUUCUUAGCAUUCUGAGGAAUCUCCAUACUGCUUUCCAGAGUAGUUGUAUUUUUUAUUUGGUUUACAACAUUAAUUUAUAAACCUCUGAGCAGUUUUUUCUAAAUUGUAGAUCCUUAAACACUUUUGACCAGAACUUGUGGAUACAUUUACAUGUUUUACUUUGACUUUUCAUCAAUACCUCUUUGACUGAGUUUUUAAUGUGAACUCCUUUAGUACAUUCAAACUUAAAAGCUCAAUCAGCCCAUGAGAUGGCUUGACUGAGGCUUAAAGUUUUUGCUCAAGUCACUUAAGAAAGUUGGCCUAGCAGUUUUUGCUUGGUAUUUAAAAUGUACUUUGCAGAACAUUCCCAAAUGAAAUACUGCAUUGCAUGAUUUCCACCCUAUCUUUUUAGACCCAGAUCCCCGAUCAUUAGUCAUUUUUACUUUGUAAAGAAAUGCUUUUUCUCCAUACUAGGUUGAGUUAGGAAGCAGGAGACUGCUUCUUUGAGUUUCCAGCCUCAGCUAUAGUCACUAAGAGGAGGAUGGAGCUAGAGCAGAGUGGGAAGAAGAGUGGGUGAUACUUUUCAUGACACUCAGUAUAAAAGGAACCUGGUAAGUUAUGCCUUGACUUCAAGUCACUUUUCCUGUCCAAAAGAUAUUGAGAAAACUGGACUACUUCCAGUUUCUUGCUGGGGAGUAAUUAUCUCUCAAAUGGAUUUUGGGUAGGGGAGACUCCUGCACCCACUCUUCUAGCCACAGUCUAUGGCUGUGAAAUUACUCAGAACCAUAUAUGGCUGCUUGGAGAGGAAGUUAGUCCAAAUCUGUGGCUCUUGUAAGGAUUAGGAUCUGGGAGCUCUCUGCUUAAGGAUUAUGAUGACUUCUAACCUCUGUUUUUGGCCUGUAGACCCAGACUAGAGCCUGAUAGGGACUCUUACUGUUGGGUACCUUGCAAAUACACACCCGAAUCACACAUCCAUCUUGCAUUUGAAGAGUUUAUGUUGUUUUAAGAAUUCUCAGUUUUGCUACUGUAGUUUAAUUUAGGAUGAAUUCCACAUUCGACAAAGAAUCCUAAAGCAUAAAAUUGCUAAAACUCCAGGAAGCUUGUGAAUCAGAUUUCAGUGUGAAUCCAUGCCUUUAUUUACUCAGAACUUUUUAGUUUGCAAAUCAGUGUGCUACAAACCCUCCAUCUGCACUCCCCCCUCCCACCCCCCCACCCCCUCCACUUCCUGUUACCCAGUAGUCUAAGUGGGAUGAAUGUGGAUUAUUGAUACAAUGAAAUGCCUGGCCCCAAAUCCCAAUUGGUGGGGCCAGAAUUUAAGUUUGAGCAUCAGGACUCUGAGUCCCUCCCUAUAUGCCUAUUCUCUUGCAAAACUUCUGCUGGAGCAGACCUAUUAGGAAGCAGUCUCAUGUGGGUCAUCCACCCUAAUGGUGCUGGGCUCCACACGGAUCAGGCUGGUCAGGGUAGCUUUAUGUGGGUCCAUCUACCUGAAGCCUGAGGGGCUCCAGACCCUGAGCACCAUCUCUUUCUAAUGUCCUGCCUUCACCUGCUGUGGGUGCUCUAUGAACUGGGGCUUGACCUUAUCACUCUGUGCUUAUUAAUUUGCUUCUGAAAAAUUUCACUAUUUUACCAAGUUUAGUGCUGUGAGAUCUUAGAUGAAAGAAGUAUAUUUAAACAAAUAGAGUGUAUUUUGUUUUUCUUUUCAGGUGUGUCUAUCAGAUGUCAGAGACCCAACUCAGUGAUUAGGGGUUAGUCCUCUGACUUUUCUCUCUCAAAUUCUUCUGUCAUUAUGAGAAUUUCCUCAGGGAGACUUCAAAUCACAAACAAGGUCACAGCCAUGAAACAGAUUAAAAUAAAAAAGUACUUUUGAGUUUUUUGAGGGAAGGUGCUAUAGAAAUUCAACCCAUAUUUAAAUUCAUGGAUAUAUACCUCUUUGCAAGAAAGAAGGAAAAUUUUUUGAUGUAGCCACAUAGAUGAUUUAGUGAAUAAUUUUAGGUACAAACACUGAAGAUCCAAAUGUCACUUUAUGUAAAAAAAUACUGUGUCCAACUGAAGUAUUAGGAUGUAUCUCUUCUUCAGUCUAAUAGAACAUGGCAGGUGAUACAGGUAUUCAAAUGUAUUUACUCUCCUACCCUCCUCUCACAAGAGAAAUUGCAUGCAUAAAGCUUGAUCACAAGCAAUUAAAAGUAAAAUGUUCUUCACUAGAUUUUUGCAACACAUGAAAUUGGUGGUGUUGGGGGAGGGGCAUAAUUCCAACCCCCAGAAAGCCACAUCCCAGGGAAUGGGAACUGAGCAGAUGUGCAAAAACCUAUUGUUUGUGAGACAGGAAGAAAUCUCCUUGCCUCUUCUUUAUUCUUUCCCACACAAUCACAGCACCACAUAAAAAACAUUACAAGUGGAUUUAACAUGGAAAAAGUAGUUUUGCAUUUCUCUUACUGUGAGGAAGCGAAAUUUCUCUGUAUUGAUAAUCUCUACCAUUAGUUCAAAGGGAAGCAUGCCCCACGGAGACACUC
Marmota monax (woodchuck) is the source of this 7408-nucleotide messenger RNA. RefSeq names its product interaction protein for cytohesin exchange factors 1 (gene Ipcef1). Bases 332 to 1636 code for a protein of 434 amino acids. The transcript has 13 exons. The record is from RefSeq and is a predicted model, not a curated record. Lineage: Eukaryota; Metazoa; Chordata; Mammalia; Rodentia; Sciuridae.